AUGAAGGCAGGUGCUACAUCAUCCCCUUCAGACAAAUUGGAUUUCUCCCCAGGUGUGUCAGAAAAAACCCAGACUCCCACAGUGGCCCCAGAGAAUGUCACUGAAGGUGGGAUCAUGCUGCUUCCCACUAAUACUGUGCCAUCUGAGCCUAUGCAGCAGUUCACACCUCCUGCUACUGCUGCUAAAGCAGAUACAGUAAAAGAACUUAUUGUGUCUGCUGGGGAUAACAUCCAAGUGAUGCUACCCAAAAAUGAGGUUGAACUGAAUGCCUUUGCUGUCCCACCACCAUCUGCAGAAACAGCCUACACCUAUGAGUGGAGCUUAAUCAGUCACCCUGCUGACUAUGGUGGAGAAAUGGAGCGCAGGCACAGCCAGACUUUGAAGCUCUCUCAUUUAUCAGUGGGACUUUAUGCCUUCAAAGUGACAGUUUCUGGAGAAAAUGCCUUUGGUGAAGGUUUUGUAAAUGUCACAGUCAAACCAGCUGUCAGAGUUAACCAGCCACCUGUUGCUAUUGCUUCACCCAAAGUACAAGAAGUCUCUUUGCCUACAACUUCUACCUUCAUCGAUGGCAGUCAAAGUAUAGAUGAUAUGAAGAUAGUGAGUUAUCACUGGGAGGAAAUUAAAGGUCCCUUGCGAGAGCAGAAGGCAUCGGCUGACACACCUGUCUUGCACUUGUCUAACCUUGUUCCUGGAAACUACACUUUCAGACUCACAGUGAUUGAUUCAGAUGGAGCAGCCAACUCUACCAUUGCAUCUCUGACUGUCAGCAAACCAGUGGAUUACCCACCUAUUGCCAAUGCAGGACCUAAUCAGGCAGUCACGUUGCCUCAAAACUUCAUCACACUGAAUGGAAACCAGAGCAGUGAUGACCAUGAGAUUGUCAGCUAUGAAUGGUCGCUCAGUCCCAAAAGCAAAGGCAAAGUUGUAGCUAUGCAGGGAGUACGGACACCGUACCUCCAGUUAUCUGCAAUGCAGGAAGGAGAUUACACGUUUCAGCUGACUGUCACAGACUCUGCGAGGCAGCGAUCCACAGCUGAGGUCACACUGAUCGUACAGCCUGAAAAUAACAGUCCUCCAAUAGCAGUGGCUGGCCCUGACAAGGAAUUAACCUUCCCAGUAGAAAGUACUACACUGGAUGGAAGCAAAAGCCAGGAUGAUCAAGGCAUUGUCUUCUAUCAUUGGGAAAAUAUCAGUGGACCAAGCUCUGUACAGAUGGAAAAUGAUGACAAAGCAAUAGCAACUGUGACUGGUCUUCAAGUUGGUACCUAUCGCUUCAGGCUGACCGUGAAAGACCAACAGGGCUUAAGCAGUGCAUCUGUGCUGUCUAUUACUGUGAAGGAAGAAAACAACAGUCCACCCCGGGCGCGUGCUGGUGGGAAGCAUGUUCUAGUCCUUCCAAAUAACUCUGUUACCUUGGAUGGCUCAAGGUCUGCUGAUGACCAGGGGAUUGUGUCAUAUUUGUGGACUCGGGAUGGUCAAAGCCCAGCAGCUGGGGAUGUGAUCCAUGGGUCAGACCAUGAGGCAGUACUGCAGCUAACUAAUCUGGUGGAAGGAACCUAUACUUUUCACUUGAAAGUGACAGAUGCUAAAGGAGACUCAGAUGUUGAUUCAGCAACUGUUGAAGUGCGGCCUGAUCCCAGAAGGAAUGGUCUGGUGGAGCUGAUUCUGCAGGUUGGAGUGGGACAGCUGAGUGAACAGCAGAAGGACACUCUGGUGAGACAGCUGGCUGUACUGCUGAAUGUUUUGGAUUCAGAUAUCAAAGUUCAGAAGAUACAAGCCUACUCAGAUAUAAGCACCGCAGUUGUGUUCUACGUGCAGAACGGGCAUCCUUCCACGGUGAUCAAGGCAUCAGAUGUCUCACGAACUCUGCAUGUGCAGCUCUUGAAACAGAAGGCUGACUUUCUGCUUUUUAAAGUCCUGCGAGUUGACACAGCUGCCUGUCUUUUAAAAUGCUCUGGACAUGGACACUGUGACCCCAUAACAAAGCGCUGCAUUUGCUACCAGCUGUGGAUGGAAAACUUGAUUCAUCGUUACCUAAAUGAUGGAGAGAGUAAUUGUGAGUGGAGUAUACUCUAUGUGACUGUAUCUGUUUUUACUUUGAUUGUGGUCAUGGUAGGGCUCGUCUGGUUCUGCAUCUGCUGUUGCAAAAGCAGAAAGAGGACAAAGAUAAGAAAGAAAACAAAAUAUACCAUCCUAGAUAACAUAGAUGAGCAGGAGAGAAUGGAGCUACGACCCAAAUAUGGUAUAAAACACAGAAGUACAGAACACAACUCCAGUCUGAUGGUCUCUGAGUCAGAGUUUGAUAGUGAUCAGGACACUAUCUUCAGCAGAGAAAAGAUUGAAAGAGAAAAUCCUAGAACACUUAUGAAUGGAUCCAUCAGAAAUGGAGUUUCCUUCAACUACAGCUCCAAAGACAGAUAA
Acanthisitta chloris (rifleman) is the source of this 2421-nucleotide messenger RNA. Its product is annotated as KIAA0319 ortholog. Gene Ontology annotation, cellular component: cytoplasmic vesicle; plasma membrane. The coding region runs from base 1 to 2421 and encodes 806 amino acids. The record is from RefSeq and is a predicted model, not a curated record. Gene Ontology annotation, biological process: negative regulation of dendrite development; neuron migration. The transcript has 19 exons. NCBI's taxonomy places the organism in Eukaryota, Metazoa, Chordata, Aves, Passeriformes, Acanthisittidae.